Molecule: messenger RNA, 750 nt
Organism: Helicoverpa armigera (cotton bollworm)
Lineage: Eukaryota; Metazoa; Arthropoda; Insecta; Lepidoptera; Noctuidae
Product: sodium channel protein Nach
Exons: 5
Coding region: 7-750 (247 amino acids)
Biological process (GO): sodium ion transmembrane transport
Cellular component (GO): plasma membrane
Molecular function (GO): ligand-gated sodium channel activity
Source: RefSeq, a predicted model, not a curated record
GAAGUGAUGGGAACGUUGCCGCAGAGUUGUGACAGAUUCCUAAAGCGUUGUUUUCUGGAAGGAGUGUUGUAUGCCAACUGUGCGGACCUGUUCCAACCGAUCCUCACCGGUCAUGGAUACUGCUGCGCCUUCAAUAGCUUGUACAUGUUUAAUGGGAAGAGAAACAUAGCGAAGCAUAACUUCGAGAACCGCACGGUGAAACACGCGGGCGUGACGCAUGCGUUGGUGGCAGUCACAGACUAUGAGGUUGACGACGCUGUGCCUGGCACUCUACUCAACGCUGGAGCUAUUCGGGUAAUGUACACGGAUUGGACGGAGUUCCCGUCAGACGAUGAGACGGCCAUCGUGGAUACGAGAGGGGAGUCGUACCACUUCCUGAGCGCCACCUACACAUACUGCUCCGAUGAAGUACAGUCUCUACCAGUUUGGAGUCGCAAAUGCUACUUCGAAGACGAGCGGUUCCUACCCUUCUUCAGAAACUACCACAACUCCAACUGUGACCACAUGUGCUAUGUGGUGGCCGUCAAGCGAGCUUGCGGGUGCUUCCCCGAGUUCCUGCCCAAUGUGCGGGCUGACGAUGUCUGCAAGAUCACCAAGAUACCAUGCAUUAUUCAAGUCAAGCAGGAUAUGCAAAGCUGGCUAUUUGACGACUAUUGCGAGUGUCCUCGUGACUGCGUGUCGCGCAAAUAUCGAGCUGAGAUAACCGUGGGCAACUUCAAAGCAUUGAAAGAGGUUCUCAAGAACCCUUAG